Styela clava is the source of this 3334-nucleotide messenger RNA. Its product is annotated as peroxidasin-like. Gene Ontology annotation, molecular function: peroxidase activity; heme binding. The record is from RefSeq and is a predicted model, not a curated record. Gene Ontology annotation, biological process: response to oxidative stress. Lineage: Eukaryota; Metazoa; Chordata; Ascidiacea; Stolidobranchia; Styelidae.
AUGAGGAUAGGCGUGGUAAUCGUUGCCUUGUUUGUUAAAUUUGCAUUAGGGGGGGAGUAUGGCCAUGACUACGAAUCUCAUGCAAUCAAGCCUGAGCAAUGUACCACCCGUAAAGUUCAAUGUCCUUCUUAUCAACCGUUUCCUUUAGUGGAUGGCACCUGCAAUAACUUGAAGCAUCCCACUUGGGGUGCUACAAAUACAGUUCUGCCCCGUCUACUGCCUGCUGAAUAUUCUGAUUCCCGUGGAAAACUUAGAUCAAAUGGUGUGUUUGGAAAACUCCCGUUGCCAAGGUCUGUGUCAAACGCCUUGAAAGAAUCUGAAAAGUCGUUUUCAAGUGAGAUUUCACACUUGCAUGUGGCGUUUGGACAAUUAGUUGUGCACGAUAUCGUACUUACGACUUUCAUUACAAACGAGAACGGCACAGAUUUAGACUGCAACUGCGAUCGGCCUAAAAAAGAUUGUAUAAACAUUAAACUCCCGGUAGGCGACAUUCAAAAAACGAAAGCUAACAGAAAAUGCAUGCAACUCGCUCGUUCGAAAGCUGCUAUCGGUGUUGGAGGAUGUACAUUUGCUCAACGGGAACAAAUAAAUGCCUUCUCAAGUGCAUUGGACCUAACUUUCAUUUAUGGUACAACCGACAAAGAAGCAAAAGAACUUCGCGACCCUGCUUCGAACGCUGGGGAAUUAAAACUGGUGGAAAAUCCAGCGAGUGAAUCACGCAAAAAUCUUCCAAAUCAAGACCAGUUAAAAAGUAAAGAGAUUUCUAAGAUAACGUUUUGUCCAGUAAAGAUUCACACGCCGAAAGAUAUACCGUGUUUUGUUGCUGGUGACGUAUUGUCAAAUCAAAACCCAGGGCUUGUUUCUCUUAUUACAAUUUGGGCCAGGUAUCACAAUUAUGUUGCAAGAAAUGUAAAACUAGUAAACACGGGAUGGGAUAGCGACGAAGUGUUCAAUGUAGCCCGUCGAAUUGUAUCUGCGAUUUAUCAAUCAAUCGUUUACAGAGAAUACCUUCCCUUACUUCUUGGUCCGGAAUGGGUGAAAAGAUUCGAUUUGAAACCGGUUGAUGAUUUCGGCUUCUGGAAUGGAUAUGAUCCUGAAUAUAACCUGGCCAUUACCAACGAAUUCGCGACGGCAGCCUUUCGGUAUGGCCACAGCCAGGUAGCUGCUAAUCUCUCACGGCCAAAUUCUUUUUUCAAACGUGGAACCAUACCCGAUAUUCCAUUAGCUGGCACAUUUUUUACUAACGAUCACCAAUUGGAAAAACGUGGAGGCGGAGCUGGUGCAAUUUUGCGUGGUUUCAUUAUUGAUAAAGCAGAGAAAACUGAUCCUACACUGGUCGAUGCUCUCCGAAACCAACUAUUCACAGAACUUGGGGAUAAAUUCGGAAAAGACCUAUUCGCAAUAAAUAUUCAAAGAGGCCGUGAUCAUGGAUUACCUGGAUAUAAUAAAUAUAGAACAAUAUGUGGACUACCGAAAGCAAACAGUUUCAGUGAUUUGUCAGACGAAAUUCCAGAAAAAAGCAUAAGAGGAUUGAAACGAGUAUACCAUUCAGUCGAUGACAUUGACUUAUUUCCUGGCGGGCUGGCAGAAAAGCUAGUGGAAGGUGGACAGGUCGGGCCUACGUUUGCUUGCAUUUUAGCAUAUGGCUUCCGGGCCUUAAGAAAAGGUGAUCGUUUCUGGCACGAACUUGCGAACGCCCCUUCCUCUUUCACUGGUGAACAGCUUGCGGCAAUACGUCAAACGACUUUUGCAAGUGUAUUAUGUGAAGUCGGCGAAGAUAUGAAAUUUGUGAAAAAAUUUCCUAUGCUUAUGAAAGAAGGGAAAUAUGGUGGAAUGGUCAGUUGUGAUAGUGUACAAGGUUUGGACAUAUUUCCCUGGAGGUCAUUCCAACAAGCAUUUUAUAGAAAAAAAUAUGACACCUACACGGUAUGGACAACUUGGUUUGUCACUCAGUUCACCGACAAACACAAAGUAAACAUUCGGCGCGAAGCUUUGCGCACGUUCGCCGAACGACCAGAAGAUACAUGCGAAAAUCGAUUUGGAUACGAAUUACGUGAAGUACCUAAGAGUAAUUUCAUUCAAAUUCGGUUUUCUUGCCUCCCAGGUACAAUAGCAUCUACUGACUUCCCUUUUCAAAUUUCACCACAUCAUUAUUGGACAGACUGGAUACACACAGACGAUCACGAACAGGUGUUUGAACCAUCUCAAUUUGCUUGUCAUCAAAAAGUUGUAGCAAUUCAGGCAAUGUCUGGCAAAAAAUUUGCUUCGUGGACUGGGGAUGUGUUCGAAAAAUAUGGACCUAAAUCAGGCUUUGCUUGUAGGAACGAACAUCAACUUAGUGGAAAAUGUCACCGCUAUAGAAUACGGGCUCUAUGCUCCGGAACAAAAAAAGUUAUCAAACAUAAGCAGAUUCAACAUGAAAUUCAAAGUACACCGAAAAUUACGCCUCAUAGAUCGGAAGAUACAAGUGAUGAAACUAACCCUCAUAGCCACUUGUACCCACCCGUCGGUUCAUCUACAGAAUCUCACGAUAACUAUUUUACUCAUGAGAACCUUCACCCACAAUCAAGUUCGUUUCCAGAUUCUCAAAGUAAAUUGUACCCAGCACCUAGUUCAACUCCAAAGUUCCAUGAUAACUUGUACUCGCUACCAACAUCGCCUCAUACCCAUGUUAACUCACGACCAAAUUCAUUAUUACAUUCUCAAAAUAAACAGCAUAACAUCGAAAGUUCGCAUUCGAAAUCUCAUAGUAAAUUGUACCCAGAAACCAGUUCAACUCCAAAUCCCCAUGAAACCUUAUACCCGCAACCAAAUUCGCAUUCUGAAUCUUUUAGCAAACAUUUUCCGGUUACAAGUCCGUCAUCAAAAUUCCAGUCCAAACUUUACCCGGCUACUAGUUCCACCCCAAAGCUUUCUGUAGCAUCGUCAUUCUCUCCAACUCUUUAUCCCGAACCACCGAAAACAACAAAGAAUCCCCACCCCAAACCCCGAAACGUUCCGAUUAAAGCUGUGCUUAGGGCGCAGGCAUAUUGCAAGGCAUACAAAGUGUGCUGUACACCUCCCGUAAAACAUUUCAGAAGCAAAUCUUCUCCUAUUUUGAUGUACGCAGCUUACUUGUGCAAAUACUAUGGUGUUUGUUGUACACCCUAAACGUGACAGCAAUUCAGACCUCUUGCUUUGUAUUAAUUUGUGUAUUCAUAUCUUACAUGUUCAUAAACUUGCAAACUGGAAAAUUUUGUCGUGCUUGUGUUUUUCUUAGAAUGUCUGUUGGCGUCGAUUAAUCGCUCUAUACAAGAGCCUUGGGCACCACAUUAUAGUUGCAGUUUAUGUAUUA